This is a messenger RNA of Cheilinus undulatus (humphead wrasse), 1297 nucleotides long. It is a transcript of the gene aspn, whose product is annotated as asporin (LRR class 1). Bases 151 to 1245 code for a protein of 364 amino acids. The transcript is spliced from 8 exons. The record is from RefSeq and is a predicted model, not a curated record. NCBI's taxonomy places the organism in Eukaryota, Metazoa, Chordata, Actinopteri, Labriformes, Labridae. Gene Ontology annotation, molecular function: protein binding.
UUACAAGACCUCUGCUGAACGCAUUAAAGGUGGACUUGUUUCAGGACAGCCACAGGACUAAGAUGACAUUUCUGAGAGGAAAUCUUCCAUUCAGCAGCUGCUCUAGCUUACACUGGUUGCUCUCUUACUGACCAGUCUUCCAAUAAAACCAUGAGGGUCUUCCUCCUGCUUUGCCUGCUGGCACUGGGCAAUGCCAAACCAUACCAGCCAAUCAACAUCAUGGACUACAUGAAAAACUAUGAUGUCAUGAUGGCGGACUCAAGUGAUGAUGACGAUGAUGAUGCCGAUGAUGCCAAUGACGACGAUGAUUAUGAAGAUGAGAACUGUCCGGCUGGAUGUCGUUGCUUACCCAGAGUGGUUCAGUGCUCCGACCAGGGUCAGAUCUCUGUUCCAGAGAAGAUUCCUGACGACACUGUGAUGCUCGACCUACAGAACAAUGAUAUCACUGAGAUCAAGGAGGAUGACUUCAAAGGCCUCCACAAGCUCUGGGGCCUGUUUUUAAUCAACAAUAAGAUCACUAAGAUUCAUCCAAAAGCCUUCAAAAACCUGCCCCAUCUCAGACUGCUGUACCUCUCUUACAACCUACUGACUGAGAUCCCUGAAAACCUGCCUCCCAAUGUGGUCGAGCUACGCUUUCAUGAAAACAAGAUCAGCAGAAUCCAGAAGGAUGCUUUUAAAGGCCUGAAGAAACUCCAUGUGCUUGAACUUGGUGCAAACCCUCUUGCCAACAGUGGGAUUGAACUUGGGGCAUUUAAUGGUUUGUCAACCCUGUACGUUGGUAUGGCAGAAGCCAAGCUUACGGCUGUACCAAAAGACCUCCCAUCGUCCAUCACACAACUGAGCCUUGACUACAACAAGAUUGCUAAGGUGGAGAUAGAAGACUUCAUCAGAUACAAAAACCUGCAAUGGCUAGGACUUGGUUUUAACCAAAUAAAAUACGUAGAAAAUGGCAGCCUUGCAAGCAUUCCAAACAUCCGUGAAGUCCACUUGGACCACAACCGUCUGAGGAAGAUUCCACCAGGCCUCAACUCCCUGCGCUAUCUCCAGGUGAUUUACCUUCAUGGAAAUAAAAUCAGCAGUGUGGGAAUCAAUGACUUCUGUCCCAUUAAUCCCAGCGCCAAGAAGAACCUAUAUACAGGCAUCAGUCUGUUUGCCAACCCAGUUAAAUACUGGGAAAUCCAACCAGCCACCUUUAGGUGUGUGAGUGGAAGGAGAGGGGUUCAGCUAGGGAAUUUUAGAAAGUAGGAGCUAGAAACAACUGUUCUAAAAGCUCUUAAAAUCUGCCUAUAGCAUUAAA